This is a messenger RNA of Macrosteles quadrilineatus (aster leafhopper), 3299 nucleotides long. Its product is annotated as bumetanide-sensitive sodium-(potassium)-chloride cotransporter-like. Lineage: Eukaryota; Metazoa; Arthropoda; Insecta; Hemiptera; Cicadellidae. Gene Ontology annotation, molecular function: sodium:potassium:chloride symporter activity. The transcript has 21 exons. The record is from RefSeq and is a predicted model, not a curated record. Gene Ontology annotation, biological process: cell volume homeostasis; potassium ion homeostasis; potassium ion import across plasma membrane. The coding region runs from base 19 to 3264 and encodes 1081 amino acids. Gene Ontology annotation, cellular component: membrane.
CGGGAGACGUCGGCCACGAUGAGUGUAGGAUCCAGAGACAAGGAGACGUCGUUGACGAUGGAGGGACAAGAGGAAACGGACACGGAAAUGCAAGAUCUUCUGUCUCACUCUGAUAAACUCUCCAGCAGAUUUAAGGUGGCGAGGGUGUCCAUCAGCGAGUUGGCACCCUCCAGAGACAGAGGGGAAGUGACCCGCCUGACGCCCACCAUGGAACACAACAGCUACGUCUACGACACCCGCAACUCCCGUAGCUUCGCCCAGAUGACCCGGGAGGCGCUGCCGAGGGCGGAGCACUACCGGGACAUCAUCCAGGGGAAGCACGCUUGUCGGCCGACCUUGGAGGAACUCCACGAGGCCAGGUUCCUGGAGAAGGCAAAAAGAAGACAGAGCAAUUACAGUAUUAUCGGCAAAGCUGACCAGAAAAAAGGAAAGGUUAUCAAAUUUGGAUGGAUUGAAGGAGUUUAUAUGAGAUGCCUCCUAAACAUCUGGGGAGUUAUGCUGUUCCUUCGGUUGUCUUGGGUAAUAGGGCAAGCAGGAGUAGGGUGGGGAGUAGCUGUCAUAUGUUUGGCCAACAUAGUCACUCUGUUCACCACAUUGUCAAUGUCAGCUGUCAGCACCAACGGGCUGAUUGAAGGAGGUGGUAUCUACUACAUGAUCUCUCGUUCGCUGGGUCCAGAGUUUGGAGGGGCCAUUGGUCUUAUGUUUACACUCGCCAACUCCGUAGCUGUCUCCAUGUACAUCGUAGGCUUCUGCGAGUCUGUGCAGGACGUCAUGAGGAUGUUCGGCACGUCAAUCAUCGACAACGGGACUAACGACGUACGACUCGUCGGGUCAGUCACUCUAGUCGGUAUACUAAUCCUGGCAUUUGUUGGAAUGGACUGGGUCACUAGGACUCAAAUGUGUCUUCUGGUGGUACUACUCUUCUCACAGAUAGACUUUGUCAUUGGAACUAUCCUUGGACCUAAAAAUGACCUUGAAGUGGCCAAAGGAUUUGUUGGUUACAACUUAGAAUUGUUCAAGGAAAACCUUGGCCCUGACUACAGAACAUUUGAGGGGGUGGAACAUGACUUCUUUUCAGUAUUUGCUGUAUUCUUCCCUGCAGUGACAGGAAUCGUAGCAGGGGCGAAUCUGUCUGGGGAUCUAAAGGACCCAAGUUCAGCAAUUCCCAAGGGCACGUUGCUGGCAAUAGCCUCAACGUUUCUGUCGUACAUCAGCUAUGCCUUCAUGAUGGGAGGCUGCAUGUUACGGGACGCUUCCGGGAACGUGACGCUGGUAACAGAGUUUGAAGGGCUGAAAGAUCACGAGCUGUUUGAGCAAAUUGGUAGCUGCAACGGAACUUGCAGAUACGGAAUGCAGAAUGACAAUCAGGCUAUGGAGUUAGCCUCGCUGUGGGGUCCUCUCAUCUACGGAGGUUGUUUCGCUGCCACUCUCUCCUCUGCCAUCGCAAGUCUGGUCGGAGCUCCUAGAGUGCUACAGGCCCUAGCAAAAGACAAACUGUAUCCAAAUAUAGAGUUCUUUGCUAAAGGCUACGGAGCGAACAAUGACCCAGCCCGAGGCUAUAUUCUUGUCUCCGGCAUCGCUUUCGGCUGCAUUCUCAUUGCCCAGCUGAAUGCUAUUGCUCCCCUUCUCUCAAAUUUCUUCUUGGCUGCUUAUGCUCUCAUCAACUUUUCUGUGUUCCAUGCCUCAAUCUCAAAGUGCCCUGGAUGGCGGCCUGCUUUUAAGUACUACAACGCCUGGGUGAGUCUGGUGGGAACACUGCUAUGCAUCGCUGUCAUGUUCCUCAUCUCCUGGUGGACUGCCCUAGUUACGUUCUUUGUCGUCAUUACUCUUUAUCUUUACGUCUCCUACAGGAAGCCUGAAGUCAACUGGGGCUCUUCCACUCAAGCUCAGGCUUACAACUUUGCGCUCAAAUCAACCCUCGACCUCAACAAGGUGCAGGAGCACGUCAAGAACUACCGUCCUCAGUUACUGGUGAUGUCAGGACUGCCUGGCGCUCGACCUCCUCUCAUAGACUUCGCUCAUCUUGUCACCAAAGGAAACUCUCUACUCAUGUGCGGACACAUUGUCAAGGGGACUCACUCACAGCGAGUGUACGAAGCCCUGAGCCAGAAAGCGUACCGUUGGUUGGAGCAGCAUCGGAUCAAAGCGUUCGUCAGCAUCGCAGAGGAGGGAACUGGCAAUUUCGAGACGGCAGCUCAGUCGCUGAUGCAGAUAGCAGGACUCGGCAAGCUGAGACCCAACACUGUGCUGAUAGGGUACAAGAGUGACUGGCAGACAUGUCCCAGAGAUCAUCUCAUCCAGUACUUCGGCAUCAUACACUCUGCACUGGACACCUAUUUGGCCGUAGCCAUCCUCAGAAUGCCCAAUGGACUAGACUACUCUGCUCUGCUUCAGGACAAGGAUGUUGUCAUGAUCUCUUCUCUGGACGAGAAAGAUGCUGAGGACAAAAUGAGGAGGAACCAAUCUGGUGCGGAACUAGAGGAGUUGGGCGACGUAGAAAUAGUGGCAGACCAAGAUCAAGGCGAGCCGGUCGAAGAAGUUUCUGUAGAGGUUAUGCAGGAGACCCAGGAGAUCAUGGAGGCCCCCGCCAAGCAAGACUCCGCCAAGGGGAAGGACGGCUCAGAGAUGUACGUCAGUGCUGAGGGCGAGCCACUACCCAACAACAUCAUGCGGCAACUCACACACUUCCGACGGAAACAGGAGAAAGGCUUCGUCGAUGUCUGGUGGCUCUAUGACGAUGGAGGUCUGACUCUUCUCAUUCCCCACAUCUUGCUGACCAGAUCACAGUUUGCAGAUUGCAAGCUAAGGAUCUUCUCUCUGGCUAACCGCAAGAAUCAGCUUGACCGUGAUCAGCGCAAUCUGGCGGCUCUUCUGUCUAAGUUUCGCAUUGACUACAGCGACCUCAUAGUCAUUCCGGACAUCACCAAGAAGGCCAGGGAAGAGACGAAACAGGAGUUCGACAAAAUUAUUGAAAACUUUUUGCCUCAUGAUGAAAACAUACCUGAGGAGGAAGAGAAAAAUUACAUAAUGGAGUCGGAGCUUUUGGUCCUCGCAGAGAAAACCAACAGACACAUGAGGCUGAGGGAGCUAUUGCAGGAAUACUCAAAGGACUCUACUUUUGUAGUUAUGACACUGCCCAUGCCUCGUAAAGGCACCGUGUCCGCUCCUUUGUACAUGGCCUGGCUGGAGCUCCUCACUAAGGACAUGCCUCCCUACCUCAUACUACGAGGCAAUCAGACCUCCGUACUCACUUACUACUCAUAACAUUCUGUAUUAGUGUAAAGUUAUAAUAUAUUUAU